This is a messenger RNA of Canis lupus familiaris (dog), 2350 nucleotides long. It is a transcript of the gene CHST12, whose product is annotated as carbohydrate sulfotransferase 12. The record is from RefSeq and is a predicted model, not a curated record. Gene Ontology annotation, biological process: proteoglycan biosynthetic process; carbohydrate biosynthetic process. Gene Ontology annotation, cellular component: membrane. Gene Ontology annotation, molecular function: sulfotransferase activity. The transcript is spliced from 5 exons. Bases 713 to 1972 code for a protein of 419 amino acids. Lineage: Eukaryota; Metazoa; Chordata; Mammalia; Carnivora; Canidae.
UGAAAGCAUAGAGACUUCUUUGCUGAUAAUCAACUAUUUGUAGAAAGUAUGAAUAAUAACAAAAUAACGUCAUAUUUAUAGAAUACAAAUAUUUGAGGGCCCAAUAAAGAUAGGAAAAUAAAUAAGGCAGUGGCCUAGUUCGAAGAGAGAGGCUUAAUAUUUUACAAAAUAGUUUAUAUGUUAUCAUGUUCAUGUUCUCGGCUCUGGUUAGCAGAAAGACCUUGGUAGAUCUUGUCUUGUGGGCGAGGAGCUGAAACUCAGACUUGAGGUGAUGUCCCAGGGGGCUUGACAGAGACUGGAUUGGGCCCACCCCAGAAUGUCUGCAGAACUUCAUGGCUGGUGUUUUCAUCCUGUAUUACGGAAACUGGUCCACGGAGUGGUCCAGUCUGCAUGACGUAAGCUAUAAAUCUCAUUAUGAAUACGCUGGACUCGUGUCUGAGUUUUGUCACACUCACUGAACAUGGGUGUGAUCAUUUGUCUUUUGCCCUCUACCUCCUGAAAGGGGCUGUUAGUCCACGUCCAAGAUACAGACCUCAAAACAGAGAGGUGAAGAUUCCAGCAGGGUGGGCCAGCUGUGCUGGUGGCUUGGAGGACUGCCCUCUGGGGGAGAGAGCCUAGCAAAAGGGUAGGGUCCCGAGAGCAGUGUCCUGUCUCCAUGAAGCUGACGUGAGAGCAUCCAGGUGAAAGGGCCUCUGCCCUGUCCGCGGACAGAAUGACCAAAACCCGGCUCUUCCGCCUGUGGCUGGUCUUGGGGUCUGUCUUCAUGGUCCUCUUGAUCAUCGUGUACUGGGACAACGUGGGCACCGCGCACUUCUACCUGCAGACGUCCUUCCCCAGGCCGCACCCCCUGGAGCCGCUGCCCACCCCCGGGCACGGGGCAGAGAAGGAAUUCACGUCGGACGUGGAUGCGUUCUUGCAAAAGUUGCUUGGCGGCAGCCUGAAGCAGAGCCCCCUUUCUGGUAAAAGGCCGGAGCAGCCCUCCGUGCCGGCAUCCAGCAGGCCUGGGCUGAGCAACGCGGAGGAGAGCGUGAGGGGCUAUGACUGGUCUGCCCGUGACACCCAGCAGGGCCCAGACCCAGGGGGGCAGCAGGCCGAGAGGAGGAGUGUGCUCAGGGGGCUGUGCGCCAACGCCAGCUUCGUGUUCCCCACCAAGGAGCGCUCCUUCGACGACAUUCCCAACUACGAGCUCAACCACCUCAUCGUGGACGACCGCCACGGGGUCAUCUACUGCUACGUGCCCAAGGUGGCCUGCACCAACUGGAAGCGCGUGAUGAUCGUGCUGAGCGAGAGCCUCCUGGACCGGGGCACCCCCUACCGCGACCCCCUGGACAUCCCCCGGGAGUAUGUGCACAACUCCAGCACCCACCUGACUUUCAACAAGUUUUGGCGCCGCUAUGGCAAAUUCUCCCGCCACCUGAUGAAGAUCAAGCUGAAGAAGUACACCAAGUUCCUGUUCGUGCGGGACCCCUUCGUCCGCCUCAUCUCGGCCUUCCGCAGCAAGUUCCAGCUGGAAAACGAGGAGUUCUAUCGGAAGUUCGCGGUGCCCAUGCUCAAGAUGUACGCCAACCGCACCGGCCUGCCUGCGUCCGUCAGCGAGGCCUUCAGUGCUGGCCUCAAGGUGUCCUUCGCCAACUUCAUCCAGUACCUGCUGGACCCGCGCACCGAGAAGCUGGCGCCCUUCAACGAGCACUGGAGGCAGGUGCACCGCCUCUGCCACCCCUGCCAGAUCGACUACGACUUUGUGGGGAAGCUGGAGACGCUGGACCAGGACGCCGCCCAGCUCCUGCGGCUCCUCAAGGUAGACAAGGUCCUACACUUCCCCCCGAGUUACCGGAACAGAACUGCCAGCAGCUGGGAGGAGGACUGGUUUGCCACCAUCCCCCUGGCCUGGAGGCAGCAGCUUUACAAACUCUAUGAGGCGGACUUUGUCCUCUUUGGUUACCCCAAGCCUGAACACCUGCUUAGAGACUGAAGGCGUCAGGGGACGGACCCAGACAGCACGACAAACUGGGGUGGUGUUGUUGCUUUAAACCCGGACCAAGGGCUUGCCGCACCGCUGCCUUCCUCCCAGGGAUGGGGCGAUGGGUUGCCGCGUAUAUUUUUUUAUGGCUUUGUGUCCCUCCCACACUGCUCCCGUUGACGAGGCAGCUGGACGCACCAGGAAUCAGCCAUCCCCACACUCCGGUUUUUAAAAUCACUUGACGAUUUUGCAAUCUGGACUUACUAUUUACUCCACUGCCUAUAUCCCUUGAGUACUGUGUUAAUAUUGUUUUUUUAAAUUAAUAUAUUUCAGAUAUUUAAUAUGAAAAGUGGAGGAGAGGAUGGAGUAAAUGUUACAUCUGCUUCUGCC